Messenger RNA from Triplophysa dalaica, 3966 nucleotides. RefSeq names its product vasohibin 2 (gene vash2). Lineage: Eukaryota; Metazoa; Chordata; Actinopteri; Cypriniformes; Nemacheilidae. Gene Ontology annotation, cellular component: cytoplasm. The transcript is spliced from 7 exons. Gene Ontology annotation, biological process: regulation of angiogenesis. The coding region runs from base 549 to 1661 and encodes 370 amino acids. The record is from RefSeq and is a predicted model, not a curated record.
ACCGUCAGGGGAUGCGGUUACACGCCUAUGUAAAUAAGUGUCAUAUUCAUAGUCAUAAAUACUAUACAAUCCAAUUUUGAACUAUACUACUUUUGGAUUAUUCCGCCUGUGAUGCAUUCUUUUCAUCCGGAGGAGUCGGACGCCCUCACGGUGGGUUUGGUGCGAAAGGAUGAAGUAGUUUCGGUGGCAGACCUUUAACUGUACUAUCACACAGCAGCAGUUUCACCUUGGACAUCUGGACCUGUUCGGCACCUACAGUAUGCGGUACUGUACACCCGGUACUGGACACACCGGGCACAGGGGUGUCUGCUUGCUGUGAAUGCGUUCUCCGAUCUAAACUGAAUCGUUCAACCAAAUUCUCCAUCAUAAAUGAUCCUUUCUUCUCAUCUUUUUUAAAACCACCCGAAUUUUCACAGCUAGACCGGGCGGUUUCGGUUCAUUAAUAUGCAAGCAUGCGGCGCAACAUGUCGUUGUGUAUGAAUGCAGGGCGACCAUAACUGAUUUGGGGAACAGCACGGGAAACUCCCCCCUCUAAAGACUUCGGAACAAUGACCGGACCGAGCGCGACAAGCAGCGGCUCCACGGCCAAGAUCAGCAGACACGGUCGCUCCAAAAGCACCAGUACCCACUGUCACACUACUCGUCCGGCUGCCGAAUCAUCCCUGUCCACUGCCGCAAAUAACACCGGGAGGUCGUCCGGUGAGGAAGAUGAGAAAGAUGGAGGUGUUCCGUUUUACGUUAACAGGACGGGCUUUCCAAUAGACAAUGUCACCUGGGAGAGAAUGUGGUGUCACGUCGCCAAAGUUCACCCUGAUGGACAGGAGAUGGUCGAAAGGAUACGAAAUGCAACACACCUCCCUAAACCCCCCGUGCCAUCGGUUCCAAACUUUAAGCCAUCCAUGUCUGUGCCUGACUGGCUGCACGCCGUCCAGAACUACAUGAGAAACCUGCAAUACAACCAUACUGGAACCCAGUUCUUUGAGAUAAAGAAAACUAGACCUCUGAGCGGGUUGAUGGAGACCGCCAGAGAGAUGAUACGAGAAUCACUUCCCAUCAAAUGCCUUGAAGCAGUUAUCCUUGGAAUCUACCUAACCAACGGUCUGACCUCCGUGGAGCGUUUCCCUAUCAGCUUUAAGACGCAGUUCUCUGGGCACCACUUCCAUCACGUGGUAUUGGGCGUUUACUGCAAUGGCCGCUACGGUACCCUGGGCAUGAGUCGCCGUGCCGACCUCAUGGACAGAUCCCUGAGCUUCCGGACGCUCAGCGAGUUGGUGUUCGACUUUGAGGACUCGUACCGGCGUUACCAGCACACCAUGAAGAAAGUGAAGAUCGGCCUGUACGUGCCCCACAAUCCACAUGUUUUCCAGCCUAUCGAGUGGAACUACCUGGUGAUCAACGCUAGUAAGCAGGUCCGUGAAGACAUGCGGAAAGAGCUGGAGAAGCACGGACGGGAUAUGAGGAUGAAGAUCCUCAAGUCGUCCAGCGCUCAGUCUCCCAUCAAAGAACGAAGCCGAGGCAAAUCUUUAUCACCGCGGCGGCGACCAGGCACAAGUCCCCAAAGACGGCAACACGCCCACAGAAGAGACAAAUCGCCAGCAGCACUGGACAGAAAGCCAGCAGAGCUGAGCACCUUCAGUGAUGGAUAUCAGAUUCGAAUCUGAGCCACCAGCCGUCCUCUCUAUCUACUCCUUCAGACCAACCCCAGAGAAGAUGUUUUUAACUGAACUGUAUUUUAAACAUCAGAACCAAUUUUUAGAUGAAGAACAAGAAAUGACAUUUACCAGCCAUGAAAGUAUUUCUCUUUGCAAAGGUGGAAGGUUAAAAGUAACCAAAAUGACUUUUUACAGUAACUUUUAAAAACGUUAAUAUCCCAAUUAUUGUUAAGCAAAUGAUGAUCAAAAGGCGACAGGAGAUGAUAUCACAAUAUACAACAACAUUCAAGCAAAUAUUAUGUUAGAAACGUCACUACCGGUGAGAACAUGUUGUGCUUGGAGCAGAUUUAAACCUUGGUGCCUCGUGUUUUGGUAAAGUAGAUGUUUUGGAGGAUGUCUGGCCUUUUGGAAAGGACAGGUGCCAGAGGCGUAAGGACACAAGGGACUUGAACAUCAGAGAGCUAAACUUUGCCCACAGGACUGAACCCAGUCUGUUUUAUUCUGUACAGAAUCCCCAGACACUCCUGUAAUAUGUUUUAUGAUUUAUUGACUAAGGUUCAAGUCUGACAUACAAUAAAAGGCUUUGUGCUGUUCUUCCCUCCCCUAUACAAACAUCCGUGAAGGAAUAAACGUUACACUUUAAGGAUUUUUUAUUUUGUAAUAUAUCUUUUUGUUUUUAACUGGUUGGUUAGCCAGUGCAGUGUUUUUGUCACUUUCUUUGAGAGAUGUGGUUGAUAAGCCAUUAUAUGACGUGUCAGCUGCAAAUUUUCUUUAAAGUACCACACAUCGUAGAUAAAUACCGUACAUAGAUGCCUCUUUGUAUUUGUGCCGUCUAUAAUUGGGAAGUUGACUGUGCAUCUGUAACUGUAGUAGUGGUAGAUACACAUAAACAUUAUAAUUGCUAACAUUACAACAAGUACUGAAAAAUUACGAGAAUACAUAUAAAACACAAUCUCAUUCUCACCCGGAAAUGUUUGUGAUUUUUAAAAAAACACAUUGCACAGUUUGACAUUAGCUGAAAUGUUGACUGUUCCAAUAUGGCGGAUCUCUUGAGGCCUGGAAGGCUCGAAUGUGGCAUCUAUGUAUACAUAUCUAUGCUACCCCUUGUGUCAUUUCUUGUUUUAUCUUUACAUUAAUGUAAACCUUUGGUUUUGCAACAAUCAAUAGUCAUUUUCGUAUGAAGAAUGUUGCGACGUGAGAGCAUCCACUGGCAUAUCUGGCCUGUUUUUAUACACCUCAUAUCUAUUAAUCCACAGCAUACCAACUUGUAUGAGAAUAAGCUAUGCACGUGGAACAGGUCUUUUGAUCUGUUCAUCUUGACAGUACACAUGUCUUUGACAUUGUAGCAGUUAUAAUGAUAUCUAUUCUUUGAAGAUGUCUCGAGCAGUUCCUCUGAACGUUUCUCUCUUAACAGGUGCUGUUGACUGAAUUAUCAUAUUAUAGCUCAUUCUACCUUGUAAUUGGUACCAGCUUUCUAUCAAAAGCUUUGAACCACACAAGUGCCAGACUAUCAUAUAGGUUAAACUCACCCGUAAAUCGGAAGGUUGACAUGACAUGGUUUUAUACCUGUCGUCCCAUUGAUCAGACACUUUAUUGUAGAGAAGUGCUCUGUCACUUCAUUUGGCACCUGAUGAAUUGUUACAGAUUUUCAGCUUUUAUAACUUGAUGUUUGGUAACUGAGCACAUGUUUGUGAAAUUGUGAUUGCGGAACGAUUUAUUGCAAAAAAUUGUUUUGGAAAAUGAAAAUGCAAUGAUCUCCACUUAAAGGUGCUAAGACAAGACACGUCUUUAAAGAAUUAAAUAACAUUAUUUAAACAUUGGCUCUAUUUUUGUGAUUGAAGAGCACAUUCAACGGAUAUUGUAGCACACUGAUGACUCAUUUACCUAUAUCCAAGACAAUUAAGAAUUAAUAUUCAUAAGAGAAGAGAUGCUUUUGUGGAAUUUUGUUUUUAUGUUGUAAUGCAGGCUUGACGUGUCUGAAAAUACAAUCAAAGUUGAUGAAUUGUACAAAUAAUUUAUUAAUCAAACGUUGACUGUAAAAUGUAUUUUUAAGGGACGAAUGUUGAUCAUCAGUUUUGCGUUUGGACUGCUUGUAUAUAUAAAUGCAGUUUAAAUAAGGACUUGAAUCUGGAUUAAGGACUAUGAAUUUGGUUGGACCCUCAAUUGUUAUUUUCCAAAGCCUUACCGCUGCCUGUACUAGGUCUUAUUCGGUCAUAAAUGUGUUUCUGCGUCACCUGCAUUUCCCAAUGAUGAAAUACUUCUGUAAUCUGUUUAUUUUCCUCUGUAGCAUGUUUUAAUAAAAUCAGAUUUUUAA